Molecule: messenger RNA, 1182 nt
Organism: Lingula anatina
Lineage: Eukaryota; Metazoa; Brachiopoda; Lingulata; Lingulida; Lingulidae
Source: RefSeq, a predicted model, not a curated record
GGUUUUGGAGAACAUGCACGAUUUCCCUUUAUACGUAUAACAAAUAAUGCAAUGUUACCCCCUCGCCCGAUGUACACGAUAGCAUGCCUCGCUGUCGCUUGCUGUCGUGUAUGUCGUGCUCGUGGACAGUGCAUUAUUUAGUACACACUAUCGGUCAGUGUGAGGGGUAGUGGGAAUGACCAGACGGUGUACAGACUACAUGUAUAUAAUCCACUGAUACCACUCUUCGCCAGUCAUUUCUUGAAGUUGACACAGACUCAGAGAAUGUCCGUAAUAACUGCUGUUCUGGCAUUCGGCCUCCUUGCCUCUGGGAACGCCUGGCUUUUUGGCGGCGGACCGCAAUGGGAUGAUUUGAAAGUCACUUUCGGAAUUAACCCCUUCGGUAAUUCGUUUUCGUCGAUGCCAAGAACCACUAAGGACGCCGUAUCUGAUGGUUGGAAGCUGGACUCUAAGUGCGGCAGCAACAGCCAGUUCAUGGGCAACCGUUACAUCAAGGACGGCGAUACAGCGGUGAUGUUGUUGUUUGAUAAGAACGGCUACAUUGCUGGUAUACAAGCUGGGAUUCCUAAGAAGGCUGGCACCUUUCCAUCAAGUAUGAGUGAGGACGUCAGAAAAUACUUCAUUGAAGAGAGCGACAAAUUCACCAUCACUGCCUACUUUACCGACCCAGCCACCAUCUGUAGCGCCGGCCGCACUGCUGACCAGUACUCUGCUGACGGCACCGGUACUGCCCUCUAUAUUCAGAAAGGCACCAAUCCUGCCACUGAUUCCAUCGCCUUGCCAAUGUCCCAGGAUGACGUCAAGAACACAAUGUGGACAGAGGGACAUUGCUUCUACGGCAUGGGCAAGCACUAUUGGUACAAUGUUCGUAAAGACAUGUCCUGCAACGAGUUUGUCCCAGUAUUCCUCUUGUACAAUGGAGGUAGAUUGAACGCGUUCGGCUGGGCGUUCAUUGGAGACUUUAAGUCACCCAGAUAUGAACAUCCUGGACAGUCCAGCUUUAAGUGGUUUUUGGAUCCCGUCCCGACCUGUGUAACCAGCGUGGGUACAUUGUCCACCAUGCACAUCUACAUGUACAGCACGGCCAGAGUCAACACGUGCUAGGCAGCCGUCAUAAGUACCCCAGUUAUGCAAUGGGGCACCGAAUUUAAUGCGCACAUUAUUAUUAUUAUUAUCAUUAUU